AGAUUAAAUUAAGUAUUUUUUCUGGUUUUAAUUGUUAAUUUUACCAUCUUUAACCUGUAAAUUGUAUUUUUCUUUUCUUUGUUUGUAUAAAACCUUUGGAUUUAGUGUACAACAUGGGUGGACACAGACACUUUGGAAAUCUUUACCAUGUCAAGAAUAUUGUUUACUUCAGAUUGGCUAAUUUUGAAUUAGAUCCCUUUAAAAAUUUCUGGAGCACAAGCUUUCGUCACAUUAAAGGAGAUUUCUUAAGGUUCGGUGUGUUUGCUGUUGGAGCUUAUGCACUCGCUCAUACUGUUGUUCAUCUCGCCGAUGUCGUCAACGAACGGGAAUCAAGGAAGAAACCUGGCCAAUUCGAUCAUGAACAAUAAAUUAGAUGAAUAGCAAUCUAAAUCAAUAGUUAUUACAUAGAUAGCUAGUUUUGUUGCUCUUCUGUGUCAACAAAGCUCAGUCUCUUAAUGGAUUAAAGUUGUUUCUCUUUUAAAGAAUAA
This is a messenger RNA of Tetranychus urticae (two-spotted spider mite), 488 nucleotides long. RefSeq lists its product as uncharacterized. The record is from RefSeq and is a predicted model, not a curated record. NCBI's taxonomy places the organism in Eukaryota, Metazoa, Arthropoda, Arachnida, Trombidiformes, Tetranychidae. Gene Ontology annotation, cellular component: respiratory chain complex III. Gene Ontology annotation, biological process: mitochondrial electron transport, ubiquinol to cytochrome c.